GUUUCCUCAUUGACGCGCCUGCGCAGUGCCGACGUGUCGUUCCUCAGCCUGCUCGCCGCCGCCGGCACGAUGGUGCUAGACCUGGACCUGUUCCGCGCCGACAAGGGCGGGGACCCCGGCCGCGUGCGGGACACGCAGAUCAAGCGCUUCAAGGACCCGGCGCUGGUUGACGCGCUGGUGGAGGCGGACGGGGCGUGGCGGCGAUGCAGAUUUCGUGCAGACAACCUGAACAAACUGAAGAACCUGUGCAGCAAAACGAUAGGUGAGAAGAUGAAGAAAAAAGAGCCUGUGGGCGAUGAUGAGUCAGUACCAGAACAUGCACAAAAUCUUGAUGGCCUCACUGCCGACAUCUUAGCGGGUCUUCGGGUAAGCCAGAUUAAGAAAGUCCGUGUUCUCAUUGACGAAGCCAUCCUGAAGUGCGACGCCGAGCGCGUGAAACUGGAGGCAGAGCGGUUUGAAAGCCUCCGAGAAAUUGGAAACCUCCUCCACCCCUCCGUGCCCAUCAGCAACGACGAGGAUGCAGAUAACCGAGUGGAGAGGAUCUGGGGAGACUGCGCGGUGAGGAAGAAGUACUCCCACGUGGACUUGGUGGUGAUGGUGGAUGGCUACGAGGGAGAAAAGGGGGCCAUAGUAGCUGGAAGCAGAGGGUACUUCCUGAAGGGUGCCCUGGUUUUCCUUGAGCAGGCACUGAUCCAGUAUGCUCUGCAGACCCUGCUCAGCAAGGGAUACACCCCUAUUUACACACCCUUCUUCAUGAGGAAAGAAGUGAUGCAGGAGGUGGCUCAGCUUAGUCAGUUUGAUGAGGAGCUUUACAAGGUCAUUGGCAAGGGCAGUGAGAAAUCAGAGGACAGCUCCAUUGAUGAGAAGUACCUGAUUGCUACCUCUGAGCAGCCAAUUGCAGCUUUGCACAGGGAUGAGUGGCUGAAGCCGGAGGAUCUGCCCAUCAGAUAUGCUGGGCUGUCCACCUGCUUCAGGCAGGAAGUUGGCUCGCAUGGCCGUGACACCAGAGGCAUCUUCCGGGUGCACCAGUUUGAAAAGAUUGAGCAGUUUGUCUACGCGUCGCCUCAUGAUAACAAAUCGUGGGAGAUGUUUGAUGAAAUGAUCGCAACUGCUGAGGAGUUCUACCAGUCGCUGGGCAUUCCUUACCACAUCGUCAAUAUUGUCUCAGGCUCCCUGAACCACGCUGCCAGUAAGAAGCUGGACCUCGAGGCUUGGUUCCCAGGGUCGGGUGCCUUCCGGGAGCUGGUCUCCUGCUCCAACUGCACAGACUACCAGGCCCGUCGCCUGCGGAUCCGCUAUGGGCAGACCAAGAAAAUGAUGGACAAAGUGGAGUUUGUCCAUAUGCUAAAUGCUACUAUGUGUGCCACGACCCGCACGAUCUGUGCCAUCCUGGAGAACUACCAGACACAGGACGGCAUCGUCAUACCAGAGAAACUGAAGAGUUUCAUGCCACCAGGGCUGAAGGAAAUGAUCCCCUUUGUGAAACCUGCUCCCAUUGACCAGGAACCUUUUAAGAAACAGAAGAAGCAGCAGGAAGGAAGCAAAAAGAAACCAGCUGGUGGCGAUAGCGUCCUGGAAGGGCGAAUGCAGAACAUGGGCGUAAACGACGCCUAAACCCAGCUCCCCCGUCAGCUCCCCAAGGCAGCGCAGUCUGGUGUGAGGACCCCAGGGCUGGGAGCCGGGCUCCUGGGUUCCAGUCUCAGCUUGGUCACCAGCUGACUGCGUGACCCAGGGCAAAUCACUCCCCUCUGCUUCGUGUCCCCCGCUGGAGCGUGGGAUGGCACUCAACUCCCCUGCCUCGCAGGGUGUUGAGGCUCCAGCACCUGGAAGGUGGAAAGCACUCACAGUGCCAGCUGGUAUUCUCCCCAUCAGCCAUGUCCCUUCAAUUGUGUUCGGCAGCCUGUGGAAAGGGUUUUCUGGGGGGCCCCUAGCUGGGAACCUGGGUGGGGCAAAGUGCUGAUGUCCUGUUCAUGCUCUCAGCAGCCCCCACCCCCCACCUGAACCCCAAGGGUAAGGAGUUGAGAAGGGAAAAACCAAGCGGGGCUCCUGUUACGUAUGUGAUUUUACUGUACCCAUAGUCUCUUUGCAUGGAGGUAGGAUUGUCUCUGAAUCAAUUCUGUGUAAUAAAGCAAUGUAGGGAGACAGCUGGCACGGGCUCCUCA
Molecule: messenger RNA, 2162 nt
Organism: Chelonoidis abingdonii (Abingdon island giant tortoise)
Lineage: Eukaryota; Metazoa; Chordata; Testudines; Testudinidae
Gene: SARS1
Product: seryl-tRNA synthetase 1
Biological process (GO): seryl-tRNA aminoacylation
Molecular function (GO): ATP binding; serine-tRNA ligase activity
Source: RefSeq, a predicted model, not a curated record